GCUGACACAAGCAGAGCCAGUUUUCCCAUUCUCUCUCUUACUCAGCUCACACUUUCUGGCUGCAAAAUAUCAUGCGCCUGUGUGUGUAUAUCAUGCUCAUAGCUGCACAUCUGGGCUCUGAAGCUGUGCUUAGUGGUUCUUCUGGCAGGGUGGAGAAGACAUCGCCCCCUGAGAGCUGCUCCCAGGUGAAGAUGAAACCUGCUGGCCAGUGCGGAAAUGAAGAGGAGUGCCCCUACCAGAUCACCAUUCCUCCUCUAACCAUCCAGCUGCCCAAGCAGUUCCAGCUACUGAAGAAAGCCAUGACGGAGCUGCAGAGCAUGAAGGAGACAGUGAGGCAACUGAAGAGUGCCUGUCUAAGCUGCAGCCUUCAAAGGGACAGUACAGAGACACAAUACAGAGGAGACGGUGGAGCAACAGCACCCAAAAAUAAGAAUUCAAGCAAUGCCAUCCAAGAGAUGCAAGUGAAGAUGACCAAGAUGUCCAACAGCCUGAAGAACGCUCACACACAUAUCAAAGACCUACAAGGAAAAUUUGAGAUGCUCAGGCACCCUAACAUGACCGAGUGCCCUUUGAUAAAUUCACCAAUACACAUCAUAGCACCUAGAGACUGCUCAGACUACAGUGUCAUGAAGAACAUGAAGAAUGGAGUCUAUAAGGUUACCCCUGAUCCCAGAAAUGGGACCUUUGAGGUUUUCUGUGACAUGGAGUCCAAUGGUGGCGGUUGGACUGUUGUGCAGCGCCGAAUCAAUGGCAGUGUGAAUUUCAACCGCACGUGGGCUGAGUAUAAGAAUGGCUUUGGGGACCUGCGUGGGGAGUUUUGGCUUGGAAAUGACCGUAUCCACCUGCUCACCAGGGCCAAAGACAUGGUGCUGCGCAUCGAGCUCGAGGACUUCCAGGGCGUGCAUGAGUAUGCAAAAUACGACCUUUUUUAUGUAUCAAAUGAAUUCCUUAAAUACCGCCUGUCCAUAAGCAAAUACUCAGGGACUGCUGGUAAUGCCCUGCAUAUCGACAAGGACUACAACCAUGAUCAGAUGUUUUUCACUACGUGGGACAGGGACAACGAUAUCUACUCGUCGGGAAACUGUGGUGCUUACUACGGAUCGGGCUGGUGGUUCAAUGCCUGUUUGUCGGCUAACCUCAAUGGCAAAUACUACCACAAGAGGUACCUAGGGAAGCGAGAUGGCAUCUUCUGGAGCACAUGGCCCAAUAUGCCCAAGGAGCACUACCUGACCAACAACAGGCAAUCAUUCAAAACUGUCAAGAUGAUGAUUAGGCCAAAGAACUACGCCCCAUAAAUUAAUAAGAGCAUUGCUACAGAAAAGGACAGCCAGAUAAUGAAGCAUCUCAUGUUUAAAAUACAAGUUGUUCAGGACAAUCAAUUUUUAAAAAAUGAGAAGUGAACUGAAGAGUGUGCAAAUGUUAAAAAAUCCUAAUUAAUGUAAGUACUCCUUCCUCUGUCUAAUACUGCCAUCUGUUCUGUAAUGGAGUUUAAUAAAUCUAGGUCUAAUGGAACUUGCUACAUUUCUUGUAUCGCUGUAGGUAAAACCCCAGACAGCCUUGAUGAUUUUUUUUAUUAGAUAUGUAUUCUAUUACAUAAUAUCACUGCCAUACUGCAAUAAACAAAACAUUCUAUGUAACAUUAAAUAAUAGCAAUAACAAUGUGCCUCUGUUCUUUUCUACUGACACACUAAUGCAUUAAGCAUAAAAUAGUCAUGUAGGGCAAAAUGUAUAUAAAAUAUCAAACUUCUGCACAUAGUCUGUAUGUGGUAAUUAAGUAUGCUUAAGUGGAAUCGACCUUGGAAAAAAACAACUGUUUUUUGAUAUUGACAAAUUAACAUUUUUCAUAUGAACAAAAACUGUAUGUGAACUGGAGCACUUCUGUAUAGUUCGUAUAUAUUUUAACUUGGUAUCAUAACUAUUAAUGUAUAUGCCAAGUCAAAUUCCAAUAAAAGUUUAUCAUUGCUUUUAUUAAACUUUGUUUUCCAAAGAAACCAAAAGAAAAAAAGAUGUUAUGAUUGUGCAACUGUAGCUUUGUAGUGUUUGUAUGCAAUGACACUCAUUUUACACCAACAUGGGGAAACAAAAUAAACACAAAUGCACACUG
Messenger RNA from Pangasianodon hypophthalmus (striped catfish), 2104 nucleotides. It is a transcript of the gene fgl2a, whose product is annotated as fibrinogen-like 2a. The transcript is spliced from 2 exons. The record is from RefSeq and is a predicted model, not a curated record. Lineage: Eukaryota; Metazoa; Chordata; Actinopteri; Siluriformes; Pangasiidae. The coding region runs from base 72 to 1295 and encodes 407 amino acids.